CUGUCUCCAUCUCUUCUCUUCCUCACUGGUCCCUUAAGCCUGCUGCAUCACAGGAGCUAUCCAGUGCUGAACAGGAUCGCUUUUAUUUUUUAUUUUUUUAUUUUUCCUGGGGAAGCUGGGGGAGCCAGAGAGUAUCACACAGCAUCGCCGUCAGCCUUGUUCUCCACUGGUUUCCAUUUUCUUUCUUAUCUUAUGUUUUUGGCCGCCGUCUUCACAUUAAUCGCAAGGAUUACCUUCCAGCCAGCCCUGCUCGCGUGCUUCCUCCGAGGGUUUUCAUAUUUUCUCUCAUGCAUUUUUUUUCUAAGCUCUGUGUUUUUAUCCAUUGAAACAUGCCCCGCUCAUUUUUGGUGAAGAAAAUCAAGCUUGAUGAUUUCUCUUCGUCCAAUGUGGCCACCUCCAACCAUCAUCACCACCUGGACGACUCGUUCACUUUUGCACGCUCCAUCACAGACUCGGUGACCAGCCUUGGUGUUCGUCUCAGCGAGAAUGGCUAUAUCCAGGAUUACAUCACGCCAUCUGUAUACCAGGGGGAGAAGAAGAUGGAGCACAAGUUGGCUUCGCCGGUGUCAGACCCCCUGUACACACCGGUGAGCAGCGGAGGGGAGUACUGUGACCCCGACCUGAAGCAACCCGACAGCCCCCAGUCUGGCAUGACAGCCAGCGGCUUCUACAGUGGUGAAUCGGAGGCCCUGGCCGAGGGUUACACCAUGGAUGCCUUUUUCAUCUCUGACGGGCGCUCGAGGCGAAAGGGUGACAGCGAGAGUCGUGGAGGGGGCUCCAGAAGCAGCAGCGCCAACGCUGGGACUCCGGAGGGGGUACCGGGCACGGCUCGCCAUUCCUGCAACGAGUGCGGCAAGACGUACGCCACCUCCUCCAACCUCAGCAGACACAAGCAGACGCACCGCAGCCUGGAUAGCAAGAUGGCCCGCAAGUGUCCCACCUGUAAUAAAGUGUACGUGUCCAUGCCGGCAUUGGCCAUGCACAUCCUCACCCAUGACCUCAAGCACAAAUGCGACGUGUGCAGCAAAGCUUUCAGCCGGCCGUGGCUCCUUCAAGGUCACAUGCGCUCACACACGGGGGAGAAGCCCUUUGCCUGCGCCCACUGUGGCAAAGCCUUUGCUGACCGUUCAAACCUCCGCGCCCACAUGCAAACACACUCUGCCUUCAAGCACUACAGAUGCAAGCGCUGCAAUAAGACCUUCGCUCUCAAGUCCUACCUGAACAAGCACUAUGAGUCAGCUUGCUUCAAGGGCUCCGCAGACGAAGACGACUCUGGAUCAGAAAACUAACCCCCGAGGAAGAAGCUAAAUUUUGAACCCCCGUUGUAGGUUCACCACCAAUAACCCUGUUCACUCUGCCCUCCAUGCCUUUUUUCUUCCCUUUUUUUAGAAAGCAAUAUUUUCACUGAGAUUACGUGAAGAAACUCUAAUGAUUAUGGCAAAGACAAUUUCAAAAGAUGCUGGAUUUUUUCCCUGCACAGUAGCUAAUCGUCCACAGAAACAUACAAUCAACAACCUUCCCCCAAAUAGAGACUGUAGAUGAUAGUUGUACACAAUGACUCAACAUGUACUCGCAUGGAUGCGUGCUCAUGUAAACACACACAUACACACACUCACGCAGACAUGUAUGAAUACACACUCACACAUACUUGUACUUCAGUCUUUAUGAGGACACUUACUUACAUAAUGCUAUAACCCACUAUGCUAAUCUUAAUUAUCACAGCUAAAUGCCUAAUCCCAACCUUUAGCCUAAUCCUAAUUCUAACCUGAAACCCGAGACCAGUAAACCCUGAAAUGUCCCUUUGCAUUCGUGGGAACCAGAAUGUCCCGACUUUCCUAAAUGUCCCCACCUGUGGGGUGUAUGUCGCUGGUCCCCACAAGGAGAGAAGUACAAGUACACAGACAAACACACACACUUACACACAAUUAUAUAUGAGGCCUGGCAUGUGAAUUUUUAUCAAUGACUAUAAUGAUAUUGAUAUCAAUAGUAAUAAUAUUUAGAUUCCUGAUAUUUUAUAGCAAAUAGUAAUGAGAAAACGACAAAAAAACAACAUAAAAAAGGACUAACAGUGUUCUUUUGUUUUUUAGAGACAAAAUGACCUCUUGUAUUUUUAUGCUGCUUUUUAUUUGCUAAGAAUUGAAUUCUUUUGCAACUGCCAACAUGAACUUUUUAUGAAAAUGUGAACUAUGACAGUAUUUGCAAAAAAAGGGAGAUCAUUUUAAAAGGUUAAACGACAAACCCUUUUUUCCACACCAAUGUUUUAAUUCAACGGAUGUUAUUUUUGUAUUUGAUUUUUCUAAAUUUAUUUUUUUGUGCUUAUUAUCCCUUGUUGAUCAAAAGCAUCUUUGUAACUGUGGGUAUUUAAAAUGGUAAAAAAAAAAAAAAAAGCUAAUUUAAAUAAGCUGGACAAGAUGAUGAUAACAGGCCGUAGGUCGUUCAGUCGAAUCCGCCAAUAGCAGUGAUGUUAAAACAUUUAACAGGCCUGUUGAACAGGCGAUCACACCACAUCCAAUCAGAUUCAUAGUCUCACCCUGACGAGAAAACUCUGAGAGCCAGACCAAAUGACGUGUUGUUUUUAAGUGCCAUGUGCGGUUGAUUUGUCUAUAGCAAUGAAAACUUUCGUUGUUCUUCCUCCACCAUGGUGGCUUGCAUGAACUCUGCUGCCUUUAUGGUGCAUCAUCAGUCUUAACAAAGCAAUGUGCAGCCAGUGUUUGAGGUGCUCCGCCACCGCCAGUGUUACCUCAGAGUGAAGGUAUGGACACACACACCCUCAGUUACAAAGUGACAGUCGAAUCGUUCUGUUUGUCCCUUUUUAUAUGUCGCUCAAAGCUCCGCCCACGGUUUUAAAUGCAUCCCAUCUAUUUAUCAUGUAAAUACUUUAUUUAUCUACCUAUUUAUCUAUUUAUUUUGUAUUAUUUAUUUAUCUUAUUUUUGUGUAUUUAUUGAAGACAGAAUUAUUCGUUGAUUAUCAUGUAUUUAUUUACUGUUUAUAAUUUUAAAAUAUGAACAUCCAUUGACCUUGUAAGAUGCUGCUGAUCUUCAAAGAAAAUGUUUAUAUGCAUGAAAACUGUAGAGAGUCCGAGGGACUUAGUUUUUUAAAGAGGAACAAUGUACGGUACCAGUGCUAGAAGAACUUCCAACUAAUGAAUGCAGAGUUACUUUUGUUUUCAUGGCAAUAAUUUACACUGACACGGCAAUUUGACAUGUAUAACAAUCACAGUCACUGUCCUGUUUUCAGUCGAUUUAGGGCAAUAAAAAGAAACGAUGAAAAUGAAAAACUAAAAUAUUCUCCAUGUUGCUGUUUCCCGGCCUCCUGAAGACUGGAGGUUCUCUUUAAAUCCGAGGCAAUAAAUAAUUCCCAGAAAUGGACGCUGAUAUGUUCAUAAACACGUGAAACUAUCCGACAGAGAGUUGAAUAAUGUGGGUGUAAUUCAUCCAGAUUUAAAUGUGCUGAAGCAAUAAAGAUAGUGAUGUAGUAACAAUGGACAACACUCCAUCCUUUACACAGCGAGCGGAAAUAUGCUACAAGUGUUAAUUUGACUGGAAGAAGCUGAUGUUCCUUGUUUAUUUCGUAUUAUUUGAACUGUCUCUUUUGUUUCUAAGAUUAACCAGGUAUAAAAUCUCUUCUGGCAGCUGAGGGCAGACUUGAUUCGACUGAAGUGUUUGAAAGUUACAUAUUCCGCAGCAGGAAACAUUAAUUUCCACUUAGGUCACUGACAUAAUGAAAACGUUUAAAAAUAUAUAGUUAAAUAAAAAAAAUCACCGCUGCUCCCAAAUGUUUCGGCGCCAUUUAAACCAGCUGAGGUGUUAAAGGAGAGAGACCUGCUGAGAUCCCAUUAUGAUGACUGUGUACAUUUCUAACCAGCACUAACCGGAAAUGGUAAAGAAGGUUUGCUGUAAUGCAUCUCUAAACCACCCCCCCCUCCUCCAUUAUUUCCUCCCCCUGCCUGGCGUCC
This is a messenger RNA of Paralichthys olivaceus (Japanese flounder), 3956 nucleotides long. RefSeq names its product scratch family zinc finger 2 (gene scrt2). Gene Ontology annotation, biological process: regulation of DNA-templated transcription. Gene Ontology annotation, molecular function: DNA-binding transcription factor activity, RNA polymerase II-specific; RNA polymerase II cis-regulatory region sequence-specific DNA binding. The record is from RefSeq and is a predicted model, not a curated record. NCBI's taxonomy places the organism in Eukaryota, Metazoa, Chordata, Actinopteri, Pleuronectiformes, Paralichthyidae.